CUGGCCAAUCCCAGUCUCCUCCGAAGCGAGGCUCUAGUAGAUGGAAAAUGGGUAUCGGCCGCUUCAGGCAAGAGAUUCGACAUCGAGGACCCUGGGACGGGUAGUGUGUUCGCCUCAUGCCCAGAUCUCGACAAGACCGACGUUGAUGCCGCUGUGCAAUCGAGCCAUGCUGCGUUCCAGCAGUAUCGUCUCGAGAACCCUAGGUCCAGGGCUCAGAAACUCCUUCGCUGGGACCAGCUUAUUCGCGAGAACAAGGAGGACAUUGCCUUGGUCUUGACGUAUGAGUCUGGCAAACCGUUGGCAGAAGCACGAGGGGAGAUCGACUACGCUCUUGGCUUUACCUGGUGGUUCGCUGGGGAAGCUGAGCGUAUUAGAGGGAAUAUUUCGCGACCGUCUGCUCCUAAUAGACGGGUUUUCGUCGUCAAGCAGCCAAUUGGCGUAUCUGUCGCCUUGGUGCCUUGGAACUUUCCCAUAGCCAUGAUACUCAGGAAGGCUGGAGCAGCUCUUGCCGCAGGCUGCACGAUCAUUGCCAAGCCAUCACCAGAAACGCCAUUGACGUGCUUGAUCCUCGCCGACUUAGCUCUCAAGGCUGGCUUUUCUCCUGGGCUCUUUAAUGUUGUUACAACAUCACUGGGCAAUACACCAGAGGUAGCCGAGACCCUUUGUAAGCACCCACUUGUCAGCAAGGUUUCCUUUACAGGGUCUACUGCCAUUGGCAGUCUCAUUGCUAGACAUUGCGCUGAAGGGCUGAAGAAGGUCACCCUCGAACUUGGCGGGAACUGCCCGUUUCUCGUUUUCGACGAUUGCAACCAGGACCAAGCCCUUGAAGCGCUUCUUGCCUUGAAGUGGAGACACGCAGGCCAAGCGUGUGUAACGGCAAACCGGGUGUACGUUCAGGAUGAAAUCUACGAAGAAUUCCUUCAGAAACUGGUGGCUGCCACGAGACAGAUCAGACUGGGGCAUGGUACUACGCCCGGAACUACCAUGGGGCCGUUGACAACAUCUCGAGGUGCCUCUAAAGCGCAGCUACAUGUCGAUGAUGCCAUCGAGAAUGGCGCCCGCCUAUUGCUCGGUGGUCGCGUACCAUCUGAACUCGGAACUGGGUACUUCUAUGAGCCCACGGUGCUGGGCGACAUGAAGCAGUCGAUGCUGAUGAGCCGCGAGGAAACUUUUGCUCCCGUACUCGGCGUAUACUGCUUUACAACUGAGAAACAGGCUGUUGAGUGGGCAAAUAACACAAGUAUGGGCUUAGCCAGCUAUUUCUUCACGAAGGAUGUCGAUCGCACCUGGAGGUUGCUCGAAAAUCUGGAGGCCGGCAUGAUUGGUAUGAAUACGGGUAAUUCUUCAGCUGCUGAGUCGCCAUUUGGAGGCAUAAAACUCUCAGGAUAUGGGAAGGAAUCAGGGAAGGAGGUGGCCAUUGAAGAGUAUCUGAUUUCGAAAACUGGGACCAUGACGCUGGAGCAGCAGUACUGA
This is a messenger RNA of Colletotrichum karsti, 1473 nucleotides long. Its product is annotated as succinate-semialdehyde dehydrogenase. Lineage: Eukaryota; Fungi; Ascomycota; Sordariomycetes; Glomerellales; Glomerellaceae. The record is from RefSeq and is a predicted model, not a curated record. The transcript has 2 exons. Gene Ontology annotation, molecular function: succinate-semialdehyde dehydrogenase (NAD+) activity.